AUGGAAGGAGGGGAGAGAGCUGAGUGUGUAAAGUCUGCGCUUCGUUUUCCCUCCUGCUGGAAAUGAUAAUGGGUUCCACAUUGUCCUGUUGGAGCAGAGAGGUCGCUCCACCCAUGUCGUCAGCGCAGCACUGACCUCACUCCCUGUACUCGCCGCUGGGACUUGAGCUUGUUUUUCAUCAGAAACUGGACUCUUCCUUGAGAACAAGAGAAAACAUUCUCUAAGAGCAGCACCAGCCAGCGCCCCACACCCUCGCUGUCCGAGCCCUGCGCUUUCCCCAAGUAUUUGUGUCACAGAGGAGCGAAUGGAGCAGAAGAGGCCGGUCGCACUUCCAGAAAAACAGAUCUUGUUACCCAGGGCGUGCUCCGCCCGGUCGGAUUUUCCUGCACUCCCCUUGGCCUUUUAAAAAACGAGUCCAUCCCAUUCUCACAAACAGGCCAGGCUCCGCCUUCUGGGAUUCGGAAGCGGGCAGCGUGUGAACAAGUGGGCACCCUCUGGUCUGGCCAAGGGAGGAUGACCAAACGGAGAGAAAUGCUUUCUGAAAAUCCCAAAACAGAUAAGGUCACGGCCUCCCCACAUCCUUUGGCCGAAGCCCGCGGUCCUCAUCCAUGAAGCCUCACCCACCAUGUUUUAUGGGACGCACUUCAUCAUGUCCCCGCCCACCAAGAGCAAACUGAAGCGGCAGAGCCAGCUGUUGUCCAGCAUGCUGUCCCGGACGCUGAGCUACAAGUACCGGGACCUGGACUCCACCUUCUCCAGCCUGGGCGCCAGCGACGACCCCGCCGAGCUCUCCACCCAGCUCUCGGCCCCUGGUGUCCUGAAGGUGUUUGGGGACAGUGUCUGCACAGGAACCCACUACAAGAGCGUCCUGGCCACCGGCACCUCCAGCGCCCGUGAGCUGGUGAAGGAGGCGCUGGAGCGGUACGCCCUGGACCCCAGGCAGGCCGGCCAGUACGUGCUGUGUGACGUGGUGGGCCAAGCCGGCGAUGCCGGGCAGCGGUGGCAGGCCCGGUGCUUUCGGGUGUUUGGGGACAGUGAGAAGCCCCUCUUGAUCCAGGAAUUAUGGAAACCCCGAGAAGGUUUAUCCCGGAGGUUUGAGCUGAGGAAGAGGUCAGACGUGGAGGAGCUGGCAGCCAAGGAGGUGGACACCAUCACAGCAGGGAUAAACGCCCAGGCCCGGAGGCUGCAGCGGAGUCGCGCAAAGGGAACCCCGGCCCUGGCCCUGGGGGAUGCCCGGAGCUCCCCUCCACCCCGGUUGCGCCGCACAGUCAGUGAGACCAGCCUGAGCCCAGUGAACGCCCUGCCCGCUGCUGCCCAGGGCCCGGAGGAGCCCGGCCCGGACACCAUGCGGUACUCGCUGUACCAGUCCCCACAUCUGCUCCUUCUGCAGGGCUACAGCCAGCAGCACGACAGCCUGGUGUAUGUGCUCAACCGGGACCGGCACACGGUGGGCCAGCGGACCCCCUCCAGCAAGCCCAGCAUCAGCCUCUCAGCCCCCGACAUCCUGCCUCUGCACUGCACCAUCCGCCGGCAACCGCUCCCGGACAGCGGCCAGGCCGGGGGGAGGCUGGUCCUGGAGCCCAUCCCCGGGGCGCCCAUCUCCGUCAACUUCUCCGAGGUGGGGCACAGGACCGUGGUGCUGCACCACGGGGACCUGCUCUCCCUGGGGCUCUACUACCUGCUGCUAUUCAAGGACCCCGCGCAGGCCCAGCCCCUGCCCGCCCGGGCCUUGGCGCGCCUCCGGGCUGUGCCGCAGAGCUGCCGGCUGUGCGGGGCCGCGCUCGGGGCCCGGGGAGCCGCCUCUCCUACUCAGGCCACCCUGCCCCGGCGCCAGCAGCUGCUCCUGGAGUUUGAGCCCCACCUGGAGGACACGCUGCUGCAGAGGAUCAUGACGUUGAUCGAGCCGGGGGGCGACGACCACAAGCUGACCCCCGCCUUCCUCCUGUGCCUCUGCAUCCAGCACUCGGCCACCCACUUCCAGCCGGGCACAUUCGGGCAACUCCUGCUCAAGAUAGCCAGGCGGAUCCGCGAGACUGUCUGGGAGAAAACCAAAGAACUAGCAGAGAAGCAGGCGCAACUCCAGGAGCCCAUCUCGCUGGCCAGCUGCGCCAUGGCUGAUCUGGUUCCAGACUUGCAGCCCAUUCUUUUCUGGAUGUCUAACUCCAUCGAGCUCCUGUACUUUAUCCAGCAGAAAUGCCCACUCUACAUGCAGAGCAUGGAGGAGCAGCUGGACAUCACAGCAGGCUCGAAGGAAUCGCUGUUCUCCUGCACGCUGACGGCCAGCGAGGAGGCCAUGGCGGUGCUGGAGGAGGUGGUGCUGUACGCCUUCCAGCAGUGCGUCUACUAUGUCUCCAAGUCCCUGUACAUCUGCCUCCCGGCACUCCUGGAGUGCCCACCAUUCCAGACGGAGCGCCGUGAGAGCUGGUCCUCGGCCCCCGAACUGCCCGAGGAGCUGCGCCGCGUGGUGUCCGUGUACCAGGCAGCCCUGGACCUCCUGCGGCAGCUGCAGGUGCACCCCGAGGUGGCCUCACAGAUGCUCGCCUACCUCUUCUUCUUCUCCGGGACACUGCUUCUCAACCAGCUCCUCGACAGGGGCCCCUCCCUGAGCUGCUUCCACUGGCCCAGAGGUGUCCAGGCCUGCGCCCGCCUGCAGCAGCUCCUGGAGUGGAUGCGGAGCGCUGGCUUCGGGGCGGCUGGAGAGCACUUCUUCCAGAAGCUCUCCUGCACCCUCAACCUGCUGGCCACGCCCAGGGCCCAGCUCAUCCAGAUGAGCUGGACAGCCCUGCGGGCUGCGUUCCCCGCCCUGAGCCCAGCACAGCUGCACCGGCUGCUGACUCACUACCAGCUGGCCUCAGCCAUGGGCCCCAUGAGCGCCUGGGAGCCAGGGGCCCAGGACAGCCCUGAGGCCUUCAGGUCAGAGGAUGUUCUGGAGUCCUACGAAAACCCCCCACCCAUCAUCCUGCCCAGCGAGGGCUUCCAGGUGGACUUGGAAGCCGACUGCCUGGACGACAGCAUCUACCAGCACCUGCUCUACGUCCGCCACUUUCUGUGGGGUCUGCGGAGCAGAGCCAGCCCCGGCAGCCCUGGCAGCCCUGGCAGCCCUGGCAGUGGGGCCUCCCAGCCAGUGUGCCCCGAGGGUAUGCACCACGUGGUCCUUGACGGGCACCCGGAGGCCCCGAGCUGCCCCCUGGCUCCCAGGGACCCUGGCCUAGCAGCCCGGGAAGCGGCCUCGGAGCGUACUCUUCCCUUCAGGGGAGUUCCCUGGGCACAGGCACCCCCUGGAAGGCAACCCGGCCGUGGGGGCUCCCAGGCUGGCCCCCCGCACACGGACUCGUCCUGCUUGCUCACGCCUCCCAGCACUCCACUUGUCCCUGAGCCUGGGGACCCCGACUGGCCAGAGUCCGGCGGCCCCUGUGGAAAAGCGCUCCCAGAGAGGCAGAGGAACGGACCCAGCGGCCUCCAGGGUGCAGCUCCGGAAGGAGACUCUGCAGCCCUUGCGGACGAAUCCCCUCCAGCCCUGUCCAGCCGCAGCUCCAGCACCGAGGACUUCUGCUACGUCUUCACGGUGGAGCUGGAACGAGGCCCCUCCGGGCUGGGGAUGGGCCUGAUCGACGGGAUGCACACGCGCCUGGGCGCCCCCGGGCUCUACAUCCAGACCCUGCUCCCGGGCAGCCCUGCAGCGGCCGACGGGCGCCUGUCGCUGGGGGACCGUAUCCUGGAGGUGAACGGCAGCAGCCUCCUGGGCGUUGGCUACCUGAGAGCCGUGGACCUGAUCCGUCAUGGCGGGAAGAAGAUGAGGUUCCUGGUCGCCAAGUCCGACGUAGAAACAGCCAAGAAGAUCCAUUUCCGCACGCCCCCUCUCUAGGGGGGCUGCGAGGACACCCCCACAGGCCCGGCACCCGGUCCCACCUGGUGACACUGGGCUUCCUCCCGCCUUCAUCCCUGUUUUGUAACUGACGAAGUUGGGUCCCGGGUGGGGAGCCUCACCCUGGAGACACGCCUGUUGAUAACAUGCAUCUCAGUGUAGGUUCUAUUUAUAUGGCAGAUGACGUGAAGUUGUGAUGUUUGUUACAGAGCUUUUAUGUUUAAAGACUUUAAUGGAGAAGUACGGUUCAAUAAACUAUUUUUCCCGUUCUUA
Gorilla gorilla gorilla (western lowland gorilla) is the source of this 4138-nucleotide messenger RNA. It is a transcript of the gene RADIL, whose product is annotated as Rap associating with DIL domain. The coding region runs from base 626 to 3865 and encodes 1079 amino acids. The record is from RefSeq and is a predicted model, not a curated record. Lineage: Eukaryota; Metazoa; Chordata; Mammalia; Primates; Hominidae. Gene Ontology annotation, biological process: substrate adhesion-dependent cell spreading; neural crest cell migration; signal transduction. The transcript has 15 exons. Gene Ontology annotation, cellular component: microtubule. Gene Ontology annotation, molecular function: GTPase binding.